Messenger RNA from Funneliformis mosseae, 381 nucleotides. NCBI's taxonomy places the organism in Eukaryota, Fungi, Glomeromycota, Glomeromycetes, Glomerales, Glomeraceae. The record is from the annotation of a GenBank genome assembly.
AUGGAGGUUUCAGAUAGUAGUAUUGCUAUUACACAAUAUACACAGCAGAUGCAGCUUGAUAGUCAUUCAGGAUAUAGCCAGUAUAUUAAUGUUUGCAAUCCAUCUAACAGUGAUGAAAGUGAUGAUGAUUCUAUUAUAUAUAUUAAUGAUGUUUUAUUAAAAAGCAAAAAGAUUUUUAAUUCUAUUAAUUCUAUUGAAAUGCAUUAUAAAAGUUUGCAUGAAGAUCUUCCUCCACCUGUUGAAGAAUUAUUACUUUUAAGUAAUUAUAGCGGAAAUUCAGAAAAUUUUAUAUUUGAAAAUUCAAUAAUAAAUCAAGAUAUUUUAGAAGUUGAAUUUAAAAUAAAUGUAAAUUACCUAAUAAAGUAUAUGAAGCUUUUAUGA